Messenger RNA from Polypterus senegalus (gray bichir), 1957 nucleotides. It is a transcript of the gene bag5, whose product is annotated as BCL2 associated athanogene 5. The transcript is spliced from 3 exons. NCBI's taxonomy places the organism in Eukaryota, Metazoa, Chordata, Cladistia, Polypteriformes, Polypteridae. The record is from RefSeq and is a predicted model, not a curated record. Gene Ontology annotation, cellular component: membrane; nucleus; cytosol. Gene Ontology annotation, molecular function: adenyl-nucleotide exchange factor activity; protein-folding chaperone binding. Gene Ontology annotation, biological process: protein stabilization; negative regulation of protein ubiquitination; regulation of inclusion body assembly. Bases 261 to 1613 code for a protein of 450 amino acids.
AUUUGUUACGCACUUUUACUGUAAGGAUACAGGAUUUCUAAGUUUUGAGCAAGAUGAAAUUCAUCUAUAUGUAUACGAAACAUUCGAUCUAACUCAUACUGUCAUUGAACGCCUAUAAUAAACAAGUUGCAAGGAGCAGCGCCUCGAAGAACUUUAUAGAGACAUGAUGUUCUUGGUUCCUAUGCAGAGACUUAUGAAAAGGCAACUCUUUUCUUUUCAUUUGAGAGCCUGUUCCCCAAAACCUUUAAUGCCUGAAAAGCAUGGAAAUGGGAAAUCAGCAUCCUUCCAUGGUCCGGCUCCAGGAGAUUGUAAAGGAAGUUAAGGUCCUUGGGCAGCAGGUGGCAUCCUUCAGUGGUCUGCAGAGUGAUAAAGACUAUCGUAAAUUGGAGAGGGCCUUAACGCGCCAGCUUUUCGAGAUCGAUUCUGUGGAAACAGAGGGCAAGGGGGACAUCCAGCAGGCAAGAAAGAGGGCAGCGCAGGAAGUGGAAAGCCUGCUGAGGCAGCUAGAACAGAAUGUCAACCAUCCCAUGCGGCUGGAGAUUGAGAAGAUCUACCUGGAGGCACAGAACCGCAUCACCCAGGAGGUGAGGAUCCUCCGUGGAGGAGGGGGUAACAUUAGCGAUGAGUUUGUGGAUGGCAUCCAGGAUGUCAUUUUGCGCCUGACCCAGAUCAAAACUGGAGGAAAGGUGCACCUGCGUAAAGCCAGGUAUCGUGCUCUGACAAGAGUAUGUGCAGUACAUGACAUUAUUGAGAACUGCAUGAAGCAACAGGCACAGUGUCUUCCACUUUCAGAAGGCAUCCAUGUGUCUGUACCCAAGAUCAAUGCCAUUAUGGUUGAGGUCAAUAAGUCUCGAGGGGAUCUGAUUGCCCUGCUUAUGGGAUUAAACAAUGAAGACAGCUGUGGACACCUCUCCCGUGUCCUUACAGGACUUCUGGUGGAACUUGAUGCUCUUGAUGUGUCUGGGAACACUCAAGUUCGUAAUUACAGGAAGCAGGUGGUAGAGGAGAUCAACAGCCUACUGAAGCACUUGGAUCUGGAGGGUGAGGGGGACUCCACCUGCAGGUAUGACUUGGCUAAGAAUGAGUCCAUCCAGAAGAUUGAGGAGAUUCGUCGCACGGUAGCCCAACUGCAGAGUGAGCUUGUAAAAACUGAAACAACACAAGAGCUUCAUUUCAAACCCAAGGCUGAACUACAGGGAUUGUUGACCAAAUUAGAUGAGGUGAGCACUGCCAGGAACCCCUGCAUUCGGGAGGCAAGGCGUAGGGCAGUGCUGGAGGUGCAGGCAGUGAUCACCUAUAUUGACCUGAAAGAGGCUCUAGAGAAACGGCAGGCUGCUCUGCCCUAUGCGGACGAGCAUCCCUCCCAUAAGGCCGUAUGGAAUGUCUUGACCAGCCUGUCUGAACUUCAGAGAAAGGUGCUAGAGUUUGGUGGAAAAAGAGCUGACAAAAGCUACAUCAUGUUAGAAGAGCUACUCACGAAACAGCUUCUGACGCUUGAUGCUGUUGAUCCACAGGGCGAUGAGAUGUCCAAAGUUGCCCGGAAACAGGCAGUUCGGUUUGCCCAAACUAUUCUCAACUACCUGGACAUGAAAACAGAUGAGUGGGAGUACUGAUGCGAGUUGGUACCCUGUAAAGUGUUGGGUGUGUCCACUUUGUGACAUUUCUAGAGCAGCUGCAUUGACAAGUGGAGUCUGCUUUUGGUCCCUCGUCUUUGAAGUUACGCUAGUGCGUGGUUUUGUGCUUGUAUCUGCUCAUUGUGCACUUUAUCAAAAAAGCAUGAAAACGUCUUGUGUUUUUGGAUUCAAAAUAGACCAGAAGGGCUCUAUGAUGUUCUCGAGUAUGACCUUGAGAGAUGUGAACAGCUGUUUAGACACCUGAUGACGAGGUGGUGCCACCCAGGGGAGAACUGAGUGUGUGUUUCCCACAUAUAUGAAUAAAUUACAGCCUUUCAGUCUGA